Messenger RNA from Physeter macrocephalus (sperm whale), 1326 nucleotides. Its product is annotated as basic salivary proline-rich protein 1-like. Bases 1 to 1326 code for a protein of 441 amino acids. The transcript is spliced from 2 exons. Lineage: Eukaryota; Metazoa; Chordata; Mammalia; Artiodactyla; Physeteridae. The record is from RefSeq and is a predicted model, not a curated record.
AUGGGGGUGUUUUCCUCCUCACGUUCUGCCAGAGAUGCACCAGGUAGAGAUGAAGGCAACUCCUGGUCCUGGGCAAACCCUGGAGGGAGGAGGCGGAGGGCAGCAGGCCUGCUCCGGGAGGGGGAGGGGGAAGGGCGAGCGCAGCCUCGACGCCAGCGGGGAAUCCUAUCCCCCGAAUCGGCCCACCAGGCGCCGUCCCCAUCGCGCCCGCAUCCGCUCAGGGGCGGGGGGCGGCUCGCGUCACCGCGGGGCGGAAACCCCCCGCAUUUGCCCCGAGCUCUUGCCCCGGGCCCGAGACUUGCCCCCCCGCAGUCGGCGACCGGCAGCGCUGCCUCCCCGUCCGCCAUUAGAGACCCGGCCAAACAAUACGUGCGGAGCCGAGCCGCGCGCGCGCCGGGGCCGGGGCGGCAGAGGAGGGGACCGGCGCGGGGGGCCCGCGCCCUCGCCGCCAAACUUGGGGACCUCGCGACGCCGCCGAGAGGGUGCGAGCGCGGCCCCGAGCACCCAGCCGCCAAACUUGGGGUCCUCGCGCCGUCGCCGCCGCCGGGACUGUGCGAGCGCGGCCCCGAGCGCCCACGGAGGCGCCCCUCCCUCCCGCCGCCUGCCCCCGCCCCCCGCCCCGGGCGGCCCCGAGCGACCCCCGCCGCCAGCGGCCGCCUCACCCGGCCCUCGGGGCCGCGCCCGCACUCCCGCAGACCGCGGGCCGCCCGCCAAGGCGCCUGGGACAUCAGCGGAGCCGCCGGCAGCCCGAGGCCCCGACGCGCUAGCGGCGACGGCGGCCGCGCCGCGGGGCGCUUGUCCCGGGUCGGUGGGAGGCUCCGGAGGCCGCCCUCACCCAUCUCCGCCUCCCGGCGCCUCCGCCUCCGCCUCCGCCUCCGGAGGCUGCGCCGCUCCCGGCCACCCCCACUGUCGGCGGCCCUGGGCUGGAGACUCGGCGGGGACAAGCCUCACCCGGUUCUGGCUGCGGCUCCGCGGAACGAACCUCCCCGCCCCCGGCCCCCCCCCCCUUCGGCAACACGCGCAACUCCGCUCGGUCCAGUCCCGGCUUUAGCGCUGGUGAGGAGGCGGAGGCUGCGGCCGCGGCGGCGCGGCCCGGCCCGGCAAGCCCCGCCCCCCACGCCCUCACUGGCGGCCUGGGAGGGCGGGCCAGGGGCCUCGGGCACGCCCAUUGGCUGCGUCCGCCUUCCUUCAGGACCCCCCCUCGAGGGGGUGGUCCGACGCCCUGUCCUUCAGGCGCAGGCCACACCCCCGCACCUCCAUUCCACCCACACCCCCCCCCCUUCCCCGCCCCCACUCCGGCUCGGCCAGUCAGGGUCGGGCCGAUGA